AUGGGUCCGAAGAGUCUCUUAAUAGCAUUUUCUUUGAUUUUACCGAUAGUUUCUGCUGAUGAAACUUGCUUGAGUCAAUCGCAAUUGGCCGGAAUCAUAUUCGGAAGUGUUAUCGGAUCAGUCGUUAUAUGUACGGUCAUAGCUAUUGUUCUUUGGAGAUGUAUGCGAAACAGAAGCAAGGAGCCUAAGAUGGAAGAAAAAGCUGCCUAUACCAAUCCGGCUUGUGAUAUUGAGGAUAAAGCAUGUGAUGCUAUGCCCACCAAAAAGCUUUCUCAAAAAGAUCAGAUGACAAUGAUCGACUCGUUCAAACUACGUCGAAAAGUAUUGGAUGCUGGAACUCAAAAAUCUUUCAGCAGUGAACACAUUAAUGAGGUUGAUGCUCAAGUUGGAGUUCAGCUUAAAAGCGAUGAUCUUGGAGGUUUUGGAUUCAACAUCACGGGAAGUAUGAAUGAAGGCAUUUUCGUGAAAACAGUUCAUCCUAAGGGGCAAGCAGAGCAAACAGGAAAUAUCUUGGAAGGUGAUCGUAUAAAGUCUUUAACGAUUUCAUUCGAAGGCAUGGUUUGUGAGGAUGCUAUAACUUUGCUGAGUUAUUCCUCUCCAUACAAAGUGAAGUUAGAAUUAGAAAGAAGACUCAACAACGAUUCUUCUUCGCAAGCAAUCGACGGAAGUCCACGUCUUCAUCCCUUGUUCCGAAGCAACACCUUGACCAACAUCCAUUUUAAUCCAAUUACUUGUCCAACUCAAAGAUGCCCAUCUUUGGAAACAACUCAAAGACAUGCUUUGCCGGCAACAAUUGAAGAUUUAAAGAAUGAAAAAGAAAUUGAAGAGGAAGAACAAACUCAAGUACCGGAUAGCACGUCUUCAUGGACUGACAUAACGCCUGAAACUGCAGCAAUCGAAGGCGAUAUUUCGAAAAUGGAAAGCAGUGACUAUGCUUCCGAUAACACAUCGGAUUAUCGCGAAAGUUUAUCAGAUGAUAAAGAUAGUACACACUGCUUAUCAUCAUCAUCACAAGACACCAACAGCUUACAUACCGUCAGUGAUAGGAUCGAGAUUUCGGAGUUAGUAGUAGACAAGCCAUUGGUGUCCCCUAACCCUAAAUCUGCCACCAUUGAAUACUGUGCGGCACUUCCACCCAAACCAAAGAAAAUAGUUUCAAGGUCUCCUUCACCGAAGAUUAUCGCUAAGUCUCCUUCACCAGUUCCCAGAGUUCCUACGCCUACUCAGAGAAAACCAUCACCACCUCCAACACCACCAACACCCGUUAAGUCAAAAAUUCAACCACCAUCCCCACCAGUUCAACAGUCUGGAAUACCGAUAAGAAGAGAGAAAACUCAAACAAAAAUGUCGCCUCCCAAAGGUCCAGAAAUUACUGAGGCUAGAGUUUCAAGAAUUCCUAAACGGACCGACAGUAUGAAAACACCAGUAUUAGAGCGCAAACUACCAGCUCUUCCGAGAUCGGUUACUCAGCGUUCGCAUAGUGCUGAAGAUAAGGGUGAUGAUACUGUUUGGAGCAGAUUGUAUCAAGAGAAGAAAGGAACGUUGCGUAAGACAAGAGAGCCAAGUGCAGGAGCUGUAUCAUCCACAGUAACAUCGCCAAAAGUUCAGAGAACACCCAGUUCAGCAGACAAAUUUGCCUCGCUGAGUAGAGAACAUCGCGAAAAACUUCAGCAUAAUCAGAACACAUUGGAAAGACAGCGGGAAGAACUCCGCCAAUUAGGAAUAUUAUAA
Molecule: messenger RNA, 1731 nt
Organism: Auanema sp. JU1783
Lineage: Eukaryota; Metazoa; Nematoda; Chromadorea; Rhabditida; Rhabditidae
Source: the annotation of a GenBank genome assembly